Molecule: messenger RNA, 651 nt
Organism: Spirometra erinaceieuropaei
Lineage: Eukaryota; Metazoa; Platyhelminthes; Cestoda; Diphyllobothriidea; Diphyllobothriidae
Source: the annotation of a GenBank genome assembly
AUGAACCUAGAGCAGAAGUUCGGAAAAUUGAAACCCAAAUACAAGAAGAACAGAAAUGUGGUGCACAAUCUAUCUUCCAGACAGUUAACGGAACAAGAACUGAGAAUGCUGACUCGUAAAGCCAACUUUAAUACGGCAGAUGUCAAACCAGCCGAAUUUAUUGCUGCACUUGAAGCUAUGCUGGUAAGAACCAACACAACCGACGAGGCUAAACACACCGUACACCAGAAAGUCACCUCCUUACUGCCGACGAACAGGUCCACCAAUAAUAUGUCGCCCACAGAAAUCGAAGCAAUGAAGGAAUUAAAAGUGGACAAAGAUAUAAUAGUGCUGCCAGCCGACAAAGGAAGAGCAACCGUCGUGAUGAACCGCGUUGACUACAACGAAAAGGCACAAGCUCUCCUCGACGACCAACAGUCCUACAAAUCCAUGCCUUCCUCGCGAGCCAAAUCGAUGAUUGGUCAACUAACUGGACUCCUGAAGCGACUCAAACGAAACAGUGCUAUAUCGCUAGACGAAUGGCGACAGAUGAAACCAACGGACACGGCCCUGGCCCGGUUUUAUGGAUUACCCAAAAUCCACGAGCCCAAAGAUCCCCUUCGACUGAUCGUUGCCUUGAAAGGCAGCCCCACUUACAAUCUAUCCAAGUGA